Molecule: messenger RNA, 6561 nt
Organism: Stylophora pistillata
Lineage: Eukaryota; Metazoa; Cnidaria; Anthozoa; Scleractinia; Pocilloporidae
Product: contactin-3
Biological process (GO): cell-cell adhesion
Molecular function (GO): protein binding
Source: RefSeq, a predicted model, not a curated record
UUGGUCUUUGUGGAGCAGCUGUUUGAGAACAAUGCAAUUCGGCCAACCAUUGGAUGCAUUAAUAGCUUUUGUGUAUUCAACCAAUCAGAUAUCGCGUCAACGAGCUUUGCCGCCACAUCCCUUGUCAAAAAUCAAGAUUUCACAAUAGAGCCAACAGACCAUGUUGUUGCCAUAGGACAGCCCCUUCUCCUCAACUGCCAGGCACAAUACAAUGGAUCAGGAAAUGUAUUGAUAUCUUGGAAAAAUAAUAACCUUUGGCUGUUUGAUACCACUAAUACAUCCUGGACCCAGUUAGCAAACUACUCUUUGUAUUAUAGUAGCAUUCCUGCUAAUAGUAUUGGCACUUUCAUCUGUGGAGCUUCAGUUCAAGGCAAACCCUCAGUUAUUUACAGCAGAACUGCAACUGUUCAAGCAGCAUACAUCAAAUCAAAGUAUCUCACCAAUCCAAAAAAUUUUACAAUAAGAUUGGGAGAGGAUGCAACAUUUGACUGUGUUAUUGAAGAAAGCCUACCCUAUGCAACCAUCCACUGGCAGAAGGAUGGAAAGUCCUUUACUGGUGGUGAUGUGACGGGUCCAUACCAAAUUCCAAGCACAAAGGCCACAUCAUCAGCCCUGUCAGUGCGGAAUGUAGCAUUCUCAAGUGCAGGAUGGUAUGGCUGUGUGGCUGUAAAUCCUUUGUUACCCAGUCAGCGAGAGUAUAGCAAGAAGGCAUAUUUAACUGUACUUCCUGCUGAGGAUAAGCCUCACUUUGGUGUGCAUCCAACAAAUAUGAUUGUACCUGAGCACCUUCCAUCAAUUCUUCAGUGUCAAAUUCUGGGUGUGCCCCCACCCUUGAUAUCUUGGACGAUGAAUGGUCAGCCUGUGAACAAUGUGUCUGAUCGGUACAUGCUAGGCAAUGGCUCACUUUACUUUGCUCCUCCAGUGAAUCACUCAUAUGCUGGACAGUAUGUGUGUAAUGGGACAAAUCCAGCUGGAUCAGUCUCAAGUGGUGCUGUGUUUUUUAGAGUGGCAUACUUUGCAUUCAAUUUUCGUAAGAAUCCAACCAAUCAGACAGCUGUUGUUGGUGCUGCCAUCAGGAUGCCCUGUGUCCCUCCUGUUAGUUUUCCUGUUCAGGUCACAAUUAAUUGGUAUCACAACUAUCAGCUGGUUACUCCUAGCAGCAGAAUUUCUAUUGACAACUCAGGAACAAUAACUUUUACUUCCAUUACAAAAUCUGAUGAAGGCAAGUAUUUCUGUGAUGCAACAAAUUCUGACCUUCAUGCCACAAGAACAUCCUCCGUGGCCUUUGUCACUGUAUAUGUUCCACCAUCGUUUCAAGUUCGGCCCAGUAACACCAAUGUCAAACAAGGCUCUCCUCUUAUGUUACACUGCCAGGCCACAGGUGAUCCAAUGCCAAUUUUGACAUGGCAAAAAGAUGGUCAGGCGCUGCAGACUAGUCAUAUGACUGUUCUGUCCAAUGGGAGCUUGUUCAUUUCUAGUGCUGUUAAGCAGGAUGCAGGGACAUUCAGUUGUAUAGCAAGCAAUGUUGCUAGCUCUGUCUCUGUGACGGCAGUUGUCAUCAUUUAUGUUCCGCCAUCACUGGUCUCGCCACCAGAAAACGCCACAAAGAUAGUUGGAGAAACAGUGAAGUUUAUAUGCACGUUCAGUGGAAUUCCAAACCCGAGCAUUCUGUGGAUCUACAAAUCUGAAGGGUCAAUGUUUCAAAUCAACCAAACUGAACAUUACAUCAUUUUGACUGGAUCACUUGAAAUCAGGCAGAUAAGGAAGAGAGAUGAAGGCAACUACAUUUGUCAAGCUAAAAAUGUUGCUGGAAGUUUGGAAGCAUUGGCCUUUUUAAGAGUGAGAGUGCCCUCUGGACUCGACAUGAACCCAAUGAAUGUAACUGUGAAUGAGUCCUCUCCAGCCUCUUUCCGGUGCAAUGCAUCUGGUGAUCCCAAACCAGUAGUCACGUGGUUUAAUGGUCAAACCCAGUUGACUCCAGGAGCUAGGAUUGCGAUUGGUGAAGACAGCCUAACGAUUCUGAGAACGGUCGCAAGUGAUUCUGGACAGUACAGCUGUAAUGUUAGUAAUGGCUUGAAUUCGCAUGUGGGAACCACCUAUUUGCUUGUUCAAGUUCCGCCAAAUAUAACAGUAUUUCACAUACCUCGACUGGUCAAACUUGGUGAGAGUGCUGUGCUAAACUGUUCCGUGAGUGGUACGCCAAACCCAAGUGUCACGUGGUACAGAAACGGCAAGUUAUUGUCCUCGACUACCAGCUUGUUUGUGAUUAGAAGCAUUCGUGAAGCUGACGAUGGAGUGUAUACCUGCAUUGCAACUAACGCGGCGGGAAGGUUAUCCAAGAAUGGAAAUCUAACUGUACAAGUGGUUCCCAGUCCUCCAUUUCCAGUCUCUGCCACAUCGGUAUCUUCUUCUGCCAUUCAGUUGUCAUGGCAACUUGUUUUUGACGGGCACAGUCCAAUUACCAGUUACAAGCUGGAAAUGAGGAGAGAGUCUGAGAGCUACAUCGUUAUUCAAGAGGUCAUCUCUGCCAUGUCAUAUACUGUGAGGAAUCUUCAUCCAUUCACAUUGUACACUUUCAGGAUUUCUGCUCGCAAUGUGGUCGGUUUAAGUGACGGGGCCAAUGUUACGAACAGAACCUUACAAGAUGCUCCUUCGCAACCUACAAACUUGGCCGCAGCAACCUUAAAUGCGACAGCUGUCACCAUCACCUGGGACCUACCAGCCACACCUAACGGUCUGAUCACACGCUAUGAAAUCCAUUAUAACACUGCUGAAAAGAGUGACGUCACCAGCAAAAUGCUACUAGCCAAUCAGCUAUCGGUGCUUCAGGCCUCCAUUGACAGCUUGAAACCAUUUACUCGCUACCAAUUUAAGGUUCGUGCCGCCACUGAGGAGAGGAAUGUUAUGUGGGGAAACUUUUCAGCGAUUACUGAAGCGACUACGGGGGAAGCAGCUCCAGAUGCAGCCCCUCGAGAGAUCCAACUCAGAGCUUUGUCUGCUGAGUCCAUAUUCGUUACGUGGAAGAGUAUUCCCUCGGAGCUAUCAAACGGUAUCAUCAGGGAGUAUAUUGUGAUCGCCAAGGCAGCAGGUCCUUACAGUUUUGACAAUGAUGGAUUGAAGUACUCCACAAAUUCAUCUCUGAAUUUUACAAUACAACGACUUCAUCCAUGGACAGUAUAUAACGUUACAGUUCAGGCCGUGACUGUUGUCUCCGGACCGGAGAGCCUUGUAAAACAAGUGCGGACCCUAGAGGCUGCGCCUGGUCGGCCAUCGAAUGUCACUUUGGAUUCCGUUAGCCAGUACAGCAUCAUAGUCUACAUAGCUCAACCUCUUCCUUCCGAGCGAAAUGGUGUCAUCCGCGGUUACACUGUGUUGUACAGGCAGACCGGCCUAACGGAGGCUGAUUAUCUGUCUGUUAACACAACCUCUUCCCCUUUAACUUUGGCCAACCUUACAGUGUUUACAGAGUAUUCUAUUCAAGCAGCAGCUUUCACUCGCGCAGGACUUGGCACCAAAAGCGAAGUAAAAACGAUAGUCACACAAGAAGGAGUUCCAAGCGCAGUUGAUAACGUGACCGUGGUAUCUGUGAGUUACGACACUAUAACAAUAUCUUGGCAUCCCCCUGUAAGACCUAACGGCAAAGUUAUAGAGUAUAAGAUCACUUACAGAUCUCUUGACAAUAACGCAACACGCAUCAUGACAACAAAUGGAAGUUUGACUACAGCUGACAUCAAGAACUUGAAAGCCAACACGACCCAUUCCAUCUACGUGACGGCGAGAACGAGAGAAGGGGCUGGCGAACAAGGAAUGAUGGUGCAUGUCACAACAGGCGUUCCUCCUCCAGUAACUAUCGCUCCCACGGAACCACAGGUUUCUCCUACUAAGGAACCAAACACUACUGAGGGGGCCCCUCCUGUGACAGAGAAGAGAACCGGGGGACUAAAGCAGGAGGAGAUGACUGUUAUAAUCGUUUGUGUGGCGUUGAUAGUUGUUUUUCUUAUAAUAGCAGCAGUUUACUUUUUGGUUUUUCGGCGAUGGAAAGACAAUAGAGAUGGUGGUGGAUACAAACGAUCAAGAAAAGUACAUAAGUUCAGAGGUGAUUACGAAAUGAACAGGUCCAAAAUGGCUGGUUUCCCUGGUAACGCCGUUCUUGAUGUGACUGAAGAGCCGAGUGGAGCAGACGCCGACAACUCAAGCGAUUCCUUUGACUCCGAUUGGGCUGGCAGCACCAUCUCGUUGCCUUCGCCACCACCGAUACCGGAUUACGCCGAGCCAGAUCUUUGCUCUCCACAGCGUUCCUCAUCGCGUGCAUCAGAUCGCCCGCGGCUGGUGGGCGCACGACCACAUGUGGACUCCAUGAUAAGCCAAGACGGUUAUUCUACCGUCGAGGCACUUGGUGGUGGAGUUUCCAGCUUUGGGCCCCCUCCCCCCCUCCCAUUUCGCUCACUCUCCUUUAGCGAGCGGGGUUCUGACUCUCCUGGAAGUCGCAAGUCAUUCACAAAUAAGGGUUACAACCUGGCGACUGAGCGAGAAGGAGUGGAUCUCGGAGAAGGGAGUCGAAAUGGUUUUCCCAACAGGGAUCUUGCAGGAAUAGAGAACGGGGGUUACGAUUCAGACGAGGAGCUUGACAGGAGUCUUGCCUCCGCCAGCGGUAAGAAAUCGGCAUUGGACAUAGCCCCUCCCAAUCUUGACGAGUUGUAUGCCAAACCUGACUUAAGCAAGAAAAAGAAAUACCGUAAUAAAGGACCACCGUCACGUAGUAACUCUGAGAGCAGCCAGUCUACCGUACAGGCUUCUGGUGGAUUGACGGAUUCGUUUACGAAGCCGGAGAAAAGCAAGAAGACGUUUCACAAGGUGGGCAGCACUCCACGGGAAAAUCAAUCAGGCGGGCAGGACAAUGGGCCAGCUCAUGAUCCUGUGGUUGUGUACGAUGAAAGAACUAACUUCUAUGGUGAUGAUGCAUCAAAGGAAUCGAAUCCAUCAGUGGACAAAAAUGAUACAAAAAGUGUUGAUGAAAGCAAUAUCUCGAGCGCAACAAUUGUCUCCGACUUAAAUAGCAGCGAAAUGGCCGACCCUGUUAAGAAUGAGGAUCUAAUUAACCUAAGUCUUAAACUUCCACCAUCGGCAAACGCUAUUGAGGGGCUGACUAUCCAGGAUACUGGCCCUGCUCCUCCCUCUCCGUAUACACUUCGCAACAGAAAGAUCUCGUUAGGUUCUCAGGACAGUUCCUACGACGAACCUUAUAACAACUUGGAGGAGAUUGACGCUGGCAUAACACCGCCGCCGGAUUUUAACCCCGCUCAGCCCCCGUCGUUUGUAUUUAAUCCCGAAGAAGGAUCGGGCGGUCUUCCCGCUGCUCCGACACUUUCCCGAUCUUCUUAUCCCAAUGAACCUUACGGAGUCGAGGAUAAAUCCGAGGAAGAAGCCGUGGUUAUGGAGGUUAAGGAGAUUGAAAAUAUGGAAGAUGCUAAAGAAACUGAGGAUACAAUCAACGAUUUUGACGAUAUUCUAAACAGUCUUCUCGCGAACGAGCAAAAGGAUGAACCAGAGGGCGCUCAAGGAACUUUCACGAGAUUCGACGGCUAUGAUUCGACCGUAUUGAUGUUUUAGUUUUUCGAAACGAGUAAGCUAGAACAUUUUAUGAACAAACUCACCAAGGGUCAGAUUUCGAAGUCCGGCAGAUUUUUCAUUGGUCUUUUGACGAAUGGGAGAGCUCUCAAAGAACUUUCAUAAGAUCUGACGGCUAGUAUUCGACCGUGUUAAUGUUUAGGCUGGCAAAUUUAAGCAAUCAUUAGCGAUAAUUGAGAACUUCAGAUUCAUAAAUUUAGUCGAAUAUUUUGCUUGCAUGUUCAGACAAGGCAAAUCGGCUUGAGACAUGACUUUCUUAAAACAAACUUGUGUCUCAAUUUCUUUGGAGAGGUCAGUUUCCUGGACUCUCACUUGUACCUAGUUCCAAUGGUAUACUGAACCAUCACUGAAUUUAUUUUUAAUUAGGUUGUUCUUAUAUUGAACCCCUAUUUUAAUUCUUUAAUGCGUAUUUAUAUAUAGAUUUCAAGUAUUUAUUUUCAAUGUGUCUUUAUUCGUUACUUCAUGCGGAGUUUUUUUUAAUAGUUUUUGUAACGUUACAGUGAAUCUGACAAAUGGAGUGGAUUAGUAAGGUGUUUAAAAUGGGAAAGCCCGCCAGGUAAAGCUCACAACAACUAAAAGUAGCUGUAAAUUGUGAUCGCCUGAAAAUUAGAGUGUAAAGGUAAUUAUUCCAAUGACUAGAUUGGUUUUUAUUUUUCAAGAGCUGUUUGAUUCUUUUCAGUUGCUCUACAAAAUGUUGCGCAAGUGUUGGCAAACAGUUAAAGAUGAAGAUAUUGGUGCCUCAGUGUAGCCUGGGAGCUCCCCGACCGAGUACAUUCAUUUGUUUUGUGUUCUUACAUUGUAAAUGAAAGAGAUAUGGUAAGUUCUAAAGAUCGUUCUGUUCAAAAGAUUGGGAUUCUUUUGAACAUUUUCCAUAGCUUGGUCCCAAAAUCUAACAAAAACAUACAGUAAAGAAAUCUGUUGACUUCCCAAGCA